Drosophila elegans is the source of this 1546-nucleotide messenger RNA. RefSeq names its product imaginal disk growth factor 6 (gene Idgf6). Gene Ontology annotation, cellular component: extracellular region. The transcript is spliced from 3 exons. The record is from RefSeq and is a predicted model, not a curated record. NCBI's taxonomy places the organism in Eukaryota, Metazoa, Arthropoda, Insecta, Diptera, Drosophilidae. The coding region runs from base 71 to 1435 and encodes 454 amino acids. Gene Ontology annotation, biological process: chitin catabolic process; carbohydrate metabolic process. Gene Ontology annotation, molecular function: chitin binding.
CAAGUUUCAGUUCCAAGUCGGCAAUCGAGCGGCGCACAACUCAGCGGAAUCAAGUGAAAUCAACUCAAAGAUGAUCAUUAAAACCCUAGCGAUCGUAUCGCUAUGCCUGGUCAGCAUUCAGGCCUCGAAGGUGGGACCCCCUCAGUCUCAGGUGCCGAAGAAGCACCUGGUCUGCUACUACGAUUCCGCCAGUUUCGUCAAGGAAGGUCUGGGCAAACUGGUGAUCGAUGAACUGGAGCCGGCUCUGCAGUUCUGCGACUAUCUGAUCUAUGGAUAUGCCGGGAUCGAGCGUGAUUCCAACAAGGCGGUGAGUCUCAACCAGCAGUUGGACCUCGACUUGGGCAAGGGUCUGUACCGCACUGUGACCCGCUUGAAGCGCAAGUACCCCAAUGUGAAGUUCCUACUGAGCGUGGGCGGCGACAAGGACAUUGAACUGGACAAGGAUGGCAAGGAGCUGCCCAACAAGUAUCUGGAGCUGCUCGAGAGCGCCACAGGUCGCAAUCGCUUCGUGAACACCGUCUACUCGCUGGUGAAGACCUACGGCUUCGAUGGCCUCGACGUGGCCUGGCAGUUCCCCAAGAACAAGCCGAAGAAGGUGCACAGCGGCAUUGGCAGCCUUUGGAAGGGCUUCAAGAAGGUCUUCUCCGGCGAUUCGAUCGUUGACGAGAAGUCCGAGGAGCACAAGGAGCAGUUCACCGCCCUGCUGCGUGAUGUCAAGAACGCCUUCCGCCCGGACAACCUGCUGCUCUCCACCACCGUUCUGCCCAAUGUGAACUCAUCUUUGUUCUACGACAUUCCUGCCGUGAUCAACUAUCUGGACUUUGUGAACCUGGGAGCCUUCGAUUUCUCCACACCCCAGCGCAAUCCCGAGGUGGCCGACUAUAUCGCACCCAUUUAUGAGCUGAGCGAUCGCAAUCCCGAGUUCAACGUGGCCGCCCAGGUGAAGUACUGGCUGCGAAACAACUGUCCCGGCAGCAAGAUCAAUGUGGGCGUGGCCACCUACGGUCGUCCCUGGAAGUUGACGGAUGACUCCGGCGAUACGGGUGUUCCCCCCGUUAAGGAUGUCAAGGACGAGGCUCCAGAGGGUGGCAACACCAUGUUGCCGGGUAUUUACAGCUGGCCAGAGGUGUGUGCCCUGCUGCCCAACCAGAACAACGCCUAUGCCAAGGGUGCCAAUGCCCCUCUGACCAAGGUUCAGGAUCCAGCCAAGAGAUUCGGGUCGUAUGCCUACAGGGCAGCCGACAAAAAGGGCGACAAUGGCAUCUGGGUGAGCUUCGAGGAUCCCGACACCGCCGCCGAGAAGGCUGGCUAUGUGCGCACCGAAAACCUGGGUGGAGUGGCCCUAUUCGACUUGUCCUUUGACGAUUUCCGAGGACUUUGCACCAACGAGAAGUACCCCAUCCUCAGGGCGGUCAAGUAUCGCCUGACCAACUAAAAUGGGUGUCCUUUUGAUUAAUGUAUAAAUGACCAUGUGAAUGAAGUGCUUUAUCAAGAUAUAUUUGUCCCAUUAACUUUUGUAAUGUCAUAAAGAACCGUAGAACAUGUA